ACGGAGUCUCCCAGUUUGAUAGUAACGCUGUGAAUUGUGGGCAGGAGAGAUCACAGCCGCCCUCCACCCACACCCCGGGGAGCCCUGGACACUGAUCUUCCAAGUGACCCGCCCCCCCCCCGGGGGAGAGCCGGACCCCCGCAGCCAUCCGUCUACCCGCUGGGCAUCACCGGCCGCCGGUCAUCUGGUCUGGAGCUGCUGCCACAAUAACAUAUGUUGACAACGAGUACAGCAUGGAUUUAAAAAGAUCAAGGAGCAGGCCGUGAAAUCAUUUGAGUCGACCAGCGGCUCAUCCUUCUAUGUCUCGGCACGCGGUCAGCCAUGUAAAGCCUCCCCAGUUGUCCACAGGAUCCUGCGUUCUAUAGAGCCACAUCUCGGACAGGAUGAGAAAGUUACGAAAAGGACUUUUGCUCGUCUUCUACAAUUAUAAUUGGAUUGUGUAGAAAACACACCAACGCGGCUGUCAUUGGAAAAUGAAGGAAGUAAUCUACUGGUCGCCCAAGGAGGUUGCUGACUGGUUGACCAAGAGAGGUCUCCAAGAAUACUCCGAGACCUUUAAAUCCCUCAACGGCCAAGGGUUGCUCAGGUUAAAAGAAGAUGAUUUUAAAAAGCCGCCCUUGUCACUUGUAUCAUCUGAUAAUGGACGACUAUUGCUGGAGAUGAUAGAGACCCUGAAAAUCGAGAACCACAUAGAGGAACAUAAGAAUGGCUAUACAAACGGACAUAUUAGCAUGAAAGAUGAGAUCAAUUCCAAUGACCAUAGUUUCACCAGCAAAGCCAAGAAGAAUGGGAUGCCAAAUGGAGUCAGAAAGGACAUGAUAAAGAUCCCCAUGCCUGUGGAGGUGGAGCGUUCCCUGGCUUUUCCCGAUGAGUGGAAAAAAACCUUUAUAGCCUUCCUCUAUGCACUUUGCUGUUUUAUGUUCACCACAGUGAUGAUCUCUGUCGUCCAUGAACGUGUGCCUCCUAAGACAGAGGAAGGCCCGCUCCCGGAUCUGUUUUUUGAUCAUUUUGACCGGGUUGCGUGGGCCUUCUCCAUAUGUGAGAUUAAUGGAAUGAUUCUUGUGGCGCUAUGGAUUCUCCAGUGGGUUUUUCUAAAGUACAAGUCUAUUAUUUGCCGGCGCUUUUUUUGUUUAGUUGGGACGCUGUACUUGUACCGAUGCAUAACGAUGUAUGUUACUACGCUGCCCGUUCCUGGAAUGCAUUUUAAUUGUUCUCCAAAGCUUUUUGGCGACUGGGAGGCUCAGCUGAGGAGGAUUGCAAAGAUGAUUGCGGGAGGUGGACUUUCAAUCACAGGAGCUCACAACAUGUGUGGGGACUAUUUGUACAGUGGCCACACGGUCAUGUUAACACUGACAUACUUGUUCAUAAAAGAGUAUUCUCCUAGGCGUCUCUGGUGGUAUCUCUGGAUUUGCUGGUCCCUCAGCGUUGUUGGGGUCUUCUGUAUUCUUUUAGCACAUGACCACUACACUGUAGAUGUCGUCGUCGCUUAUUACAUCACAUCCCGGUGUUUCUGGUGGUAUCAUACUAUGGCCAACCAGCAAGUGCUAAAGGAGGCGUCCCCAUCAAACCUCCUCUCACGGGUCUGGUGGUACAGGCCUUUCCAGUACUUUGAAAGGAAUGUUCACGGUGUUGUACCUCGUUCCUAUCAGUUGCCUAACCUAUGGUCAUGGCUACCUACCAGGCAGGCGACCUACAGCAGACUGAUAAAUGAAGCAUAGCAUCAACUGAAAAAGGCAGACGGUGUACCGUGCGCCUCCAGAAGUGCUAAGAACCCUUGGACAAUGCCAUAGACAAAAAACACCUACCAUCCCUCUUUAUGUUAACUUACCUUGACCCCUUCAUUUACCUGGUCAGCACUGUGAUAACUCUCCAAAGGACCCACGUCGGAAGCAAACAAGAAUUCAACUCCUCAUGGACUGGACACAAUUUCCUGCCGCCCACGUGGGAACAACAUUAUCCAUAGCCAUGCUUGUUUGUAUAUGAAGAAACCACAUAAACCUGUACGAUUUUAUACCCUGCGUGUGUCUCUUUCCAGUCAUGUCUGGGAAUAAAGCAUUAUUUUCUUGGGAAAACAUAAUUUCAUACCACUUACCCUAAAUACUGGGCUCCAAGCCAUUUUCUAACCAGUGUCUCUAUGAAGGCUUUGAAGUAUAAUGCUGCGGUCCCACAGAAUAAAUGAGCUAUGCUUCAGCAGUUUCUUUUCCUUUAAUUUUUUUUUAAAUACUUUUAGCGUUUUACUUUAGUUAGUCUAUUCAUCAAACCGUGUUUUUUUUUUUUUUGUUUUUUUUUUUCAUUCUAAAUCUCGCCGUAUCCAACGCACUCAUCACUUCACCGCUCUGUGGUUUAUAGUAGAGCCUCGUCGUUAUUUUACUUUUUGACUUAUUUAUUAUCUUUUUGUGGGACUGCAGCUUUGCGUUCUCCAAUCUUUCUACCUGUGGCAGCAAUGCCCUGUUUAAACAAAAUAUUAUGAAAAAAAAGACAAUGAGCGGUUUAGUAAAUAUGGUUUUGUAAAAAUCUAUAGCGGCGGUGUUGUAGAGUGAAUUUUCUAAGUAUUUCCUAUUUUUAUUUUUCAAAAAUGACGUUGAUAAAGCUAACAUUUAAAGAUUUUUACAUAUCAGAGAAGAUCUAAUUGGAAGAGAGAUUUGUAACUGUUUCUAGUGCCUUCCUUGUCUUGAUUGUAUGGUCAGUAGGGCAGUCUUAAAGAAAUGUAAUUUUAAAGAAAGUAUUCUAUGUCGCGUCUGAAAGAAAUUCUAUAGAUCUAUAUGGAGAUGUUAUUACAUAUCUUGUGCGAUCACACUUGCAGAACACACUUUAAUGCAUAUUCUACUGUUUGAUCUAUUCAGAGCGAAAACGUAGACCUUUCGUGUUGUAAACUUUCAUUUUCAUUAUUUCCAUUUUUUUUAAAAUUCCAAACUGCUUUUUUAACCAAAAAUAUUUGUGAAAAGCAGUCACUAAGAAACCUUACAGAUUUUGUUUUUUUGUUGAAAAAGUCCAUUACAAGUGUACUACAAACUCUAUCUAGAUUUGGGUGGCGUUCAUUAAAGGCUAUUUUAUGAUUUCAUUUUAUUUAUUUUGGGCUAAAAAUAGUUUUUUCAGUUUGUUUUUCUU
Molecule: messenger RNA, 3108 nt
Organism: Bufo bufo (common toad)
Lineage: Eukaryota; Metazoa; Chordata; Amphibia; Anura; Bufonidae
Gene: SGMS1
Product: sphingomyelin synthase 1
Exons: 7
Coding region: 474-1718 (414 amino acids)
Biological process (GO): ceramide biosynthetic process; sphingomyelin biosynthetic process
Cellular component (GO): endoplasmic reticulum membrane; Golgi membrane
Molecular function (GO): sphingomyelin synthase activity; protein binding; ceramide cholinephosphotransferase activity
Source: RefSeq, a predicted model, not a curated record